Messenger RNA from Cinclus cinclus, 3926 nucleotides. It is a transcript of the gene SNX13, whose product is annotated as sorting nexin 13. Gene Ontology annotation, biological process: positive regulation of GTPase activity. The record is from RefSeq and is a predicted model, not a curated record. The transcript has 27 exons. Gene Ontology annotation, molecular function: phosphatidylinositol binding. NCBI's taxonomy places the organism in Eukaryota, Metazoa, Chordata, Aves, Passeriformes, Cinclidae. Gene Ontology annotation, cellular component: early endosome. The coding region runs from base 71 to 3037 and encodes 988 amino acids.
CGGCCGCCGGACUUCAUCAUGCUGCGGGGCUAGAGCCGCCGAGGCGCCGCCGCAGCGCAGCGGGGUAAUAAUGUUAACAGAGACCAGUCUUUCCAUAUGGGGAUGGGGAAGUCUUGUGCUUUUUCUAGCAACUUUUGGACCCUUCGCUAUAUUUUACUUUGCAUUUUAUAUCCUCUGCUUUGUGGGUGGGGGUUUUGUGGUUACUCUUUUAUUUGGAAAAAGCAAUUCAGAAAAAUACCUUGAGCAGUGUGAACAUUCGUUUCUCCCUUGUACAUCGGUUGGGAUCCCUAAGUGCAUAGAAGAAAUGAAACGUGAGACCAGACCUAUUAAGAUUGAUAGAAGACUGACAGGUGCAAACAUAAUUGAUGAACCUCUGCAACAGGUAAUACAGUUUUCCCUGAGAGACUAUGUGCAGUAUUGGUAUUAUACACUAAGUGAUGAUGAAUCCUUUCUUCUGGAAAUUAGGCAGGCUCUUCAGUAUGCACUUGUUCAGUUUUCUGCCAGGUCCAAGGAAACAGACUGGCAGCCUUAUUUCACUACACGACUUGUUGAUGACUUUGGCACUCAUCUUCGAGUUUUCAGAAAAGCUCAGCAAAGGAUAGCAGAAAAAGGCAAUCAGAUGAAAGAUCAAGCUGAGGAACUUGUAGAUACAUUCUUUGAGGUUGAAGUUGAAAUGGAAAAAGAAGUCUGUCGUGAUCUAGUCUGCACUUCUCCCAAAGAUGAAGAAGGAUUCCUAAGGGAUCUGUGUGAGGUUUUACUGUAUAUAUUGCUACCUCCUGGAGACUUCCAGAACAAGAUCAUGCGAUACUUUGUCAGGGAAAUCCUCUCCCGAGGAAUUCUUCUUCCAUUAAUAAACCAGCUCAGUGAUCCUGAUUAUAUUAAUCAGUAUGUCAUAUGGAUGAUUCGUGAUUCCAACUGUAACUAUGAGGCCUUUAUGAAUAUUAUUAAAUUAAGUGAUAAUAUAGGAGAGUUGGAAGCAGUGAAAGACAAAGCAAGUGAAGAAUUGCAAUAUCUUCGAUCUCUAGAUACAGCAGGAGAUGAUAUCAACACUAUAAAAAAUCAAAUAAACAGUUUAUUAUAUGUUAUUAAAGUAUGUGAUUCAAGAAUUCAGAGGUUGCAGUCAGGAAAAGAAAUAGAUACUGUGAAACUGGCAGCAAACUUUGGAAAACUUUGCACAGUCCCUCUGGACCAUAUUCUGGUAGACAAUGUUGCACUACAGUUUUUUAUGGAUUACAUGCAGCAAACUGGUGGCCAAGCACAUCUGUUUUUCUGGAUGACAGUGGAAGGAUACAGGGUUACAGCACAGCAACAGCUGGAGGUACUUCAGAGCCGGCAGAAAGAUGGAAAACAUCAGACUAAUCAGACCAAGGGUCUAUUAAGAGCAGCUGCAUUUGGAGUUUAUGAGCAAUAUUUAUCAGAAAAGGCAUCUCCAAGAGUUAAUAUUGAUGACAACUUAGUAGCAAAACUUGCAGAAACACUGAACCAUGAGGAUCCAACACCUGAAAUCUUUGAUGACGUUCAGAGAAAGGUGUAUGAGUUGAUGCUGCGAGAUGAGAGGUUCUACCCUUCGUUCAAGCAGAAUGUGUUGUAUGUGCGUAUGUUAGCUGAGCUGGAUAUGCUGAAGGAUCCCAGUUUCAGAGGAUCAGAUGAUGGUGAAGGAGAAUCUUUUAAUGGGUCUCCUACUGGCAGCAUAAAUCUGUCCUUAGAUGACCUUUCAAAUGUCCCUUCUGAUGAGACAGUCCAGUUCCAUGCAUACAUCUCAGAUACUGUCUAUGCUGACUCUGACCCAUAUGCUGUGGCAGGAGUGUGUAAUGACCACGGCAAGACAUACGCCCUGUACGCCAUCACCGUGCACCGGCGAAACGCAAACAGUGAGGAGAUGUGGAAGACGUAUCGGCGUUACAGUGACUUCCAUGACUUCCACAUGAGGAUCACUGAGCAGUUUGAAAACCUUGCAAAUAUAUUAAAACUUCCUGGAAAAAAAACAUUUAAUAAUAUGGACAGAGAGUUUUUGGAAAAGAGGAAAAAAGAUUUAAAUGCUUAUUUGCAGCUCUUGUUAAAUCCUGAAAUGAUGAAAGCUUCUCCAGCUUUAGCCCAUUAUGUGUAUGACUUCCUAGAGAAUAAAGCCUACAGCAAAGGGAAGGGGGAUUUUGCACGGAAGAUGGACACAUUUGUAAAUCCACUGCGUAACUCUAUGAGAAACGUAUCAAAUGCAGUCAAGUCUAUCCCUGACAGCCUGGCAGAGGGAAUGACUAAAAUGUCAGACAACAUGGGUAAAAUGUCAGAGAGACUGGGACAAGACAUAAAGCAAUCAUUUUUCAAGGUACCACCUCUGAUGCAGAAAACCUAUUCAGAUCCUGACCAUUGUCGUGUUGCAGCACCAAUUGAUGACAAUGUGGAUGACAAUAUUCCACUGAGAGUAAUGCUCCUACUUAUGGAUGAAGUCUUUGAUUUAAAGGAGAGAAAUCAGUGGUUAAGAAGAAAUAUAAAGAAUCUGCUUCAGCAACUUAUUAGAGCAACAUAUGGUGACACAAUUAAUAGAAAAAUAGUUGAUCAUGUUGAUUGGAUGACAUCUCCUGAGCAAGUAGCAGAUGCAGUGAAACGCUUCAGAGAUGCUUUUUGGCCCAAUGGCAUUUUAGCAGAAGCAGUUCCACGAAGGGACAAAGCUAUUAGAAUGAGAACAAGAGUUGCAGGGAAAACCAAAUUGCUGGAGGUAAUGCCAGAUGAACUGAAGCACAUCAUAGGCGCUGAGACUACGCGGAAAGGCAUUCUUCGAGUCUUUGAAAUGUUCCAGCAUAGUCAGCUGAAUAAGAGAAUGGUGUAUGUGUUUCUGGAGAGAUUCCUAGAAACAUUAUUUCCACAAAAUAAGUUCCCCGAGCUGUUCAACAAACUGCAUUCAAGGUCAAAGCAAAUGCAGAGAUAUAAGCAGAGACUACAUUCUACUCAAGCGCCUUCCUUACAGAAAAGAAUGUGGCUUCCUAAUUCAGUGGUGCCUGUUGGCUGGCAAGAACCAUCAGAAAUGAGUACUUUCUGUUAAAGCGAGUUUGUAUGUAUCUUUAUUUAAAAGGUUUUCCUGUUGACAAUUUGAAGUACCCAUGCUGUCAACCCAUGCAGCCUAUUCUAGGAAGUCUCCAAAACUGAAUGUUAAUCUACAGCACUUAAGUGUCUGGGUGUAUCUUCUGGCCUUUAGGUGCUGUGACUGGCCGCUGAAAAUUGUGCCACUGUCAACAAAUGCACUUGUUUUAGCCUUAAUUAUUUUUAAGAGAAAAUGAGCAAUUGAAUUUUUCAUUUGAUUCAUCCUCAAGCUUGUGCUGCUGGUGUUUGCUAGAACUAAACAGUAAAUUUUAGAGCUACCAGAAUGUGUACCAAAAUGAAACUAUAUGAAUUCCACAAUCUAAAUUUUAAUUUUGUGCAAUAUUUUCAUUUAAUGCAUGUGUAUUUGAAUAGCUGUAAAAUAAAUGAAUUUUUAAUGUUCUGAAGUCUAGGUUAAAAAUGUUUUCUCAGGUGAACAAUUCUGCAUUCUGUUGUUAUGUUAGUUUAUUUAAGGACUUGUUUUAAAAGUCUAAUUUGUUACUCCUUUGUUAAUUCCUUUGUUCUCAAUGAUCCUUGCUCUCCUGAGCAAAGCUCAUAUAUUACAAGGGAAGAAUCUGAAGAACACAUCUCAUAAACUCAUAGAGCUGUUAUAAAUUACUUGUGCAUAUCAUUGUACAGUAAGUGUCAGCUGUGUGCCUAAUUGUUCUAUUGAUGCUUUUUCCCUCCCCUGCCCCUCCUCUUGUUUCUGUAACAAAGAAUGAACAUGAAAUGGGCUGCCAAGUGGUCACUUCUACUGAAUGGCAGAGGACUCUGAAUUUUUUUUUUUUGGAGUUUGCAUUUAUGUUCUGUCCAAUAGAAAGCUAAAAAAUUACACUAAUAAAGUAUUAACAGGA